Molecule: messenger RNA, 2385 nt
Organism: Fusarium falciforme
Lineage: Eukaryota; Fungi; Ascomycota; Sordariomycetes; Hypocreales; Nectriaceae
Product: Bac-rhamnosid6H domain-containing protein
Exons: 3
Coding region: 1-2385 (794 amino acids)
Biological process (GO): carbohydrate metabolic process
Source: RefSeq, a predicted model, not a curated record
AUGCAUUCACAGAUCAUUGAUAAUCUCAAGUCCAACUGGGUAUGGGUGCCCGACUGGGUUGACUCGUCAACACAGAAUACAGCGGGAAGGAUUGUGAGGUUCUUUCGCAACUUCACACUCACGUCGCCGCCUUCACAGGCGCUGCUGCAUUUCUCCGCCGACACCCGAUACAAGCUGUUGGUCAAUGGUACACGCGUCGCUGUAGGUCCAGCCAGGAGCAGCCCGUUAAUAUGGUACUACGACACUCUUGACAUUGCUCCGUAUCUCACUACCGGCGAAAAUGAGAUCUGCUUCGUGGUCAUCAGGUAUUUCGCCUCUUCGCGAGGGGGCAUGCCUUUCGAAAGAACCUCGCUGCCUGGGUUGACUGUCAUUGGCAGCGUCAACUCGGGCGCAACCGAGAUCUGUCUCGACUCUAAAGAGGGCUGGCAGGCCAAGGUAGAUGAGAGUAUCUUGUUUCCAAUGGGCCUGAUAGACGAUGUGUUUCUUCAUAUCAACGAGCGCAUCGCCCCCUCAAGUCAAGCCACGCCCGUAACACCCAAGGCAUACAACAUGAAAACACUCAAUGGCGAACUCCUUCCUUGGCGCCUACGCCCACGCGAGAUCCCCAUGCCCGAGCAAACCACUGUCGGGGUAACAACUGUCCGGAGUUGCGAUUCUGAUGUCGCAUUGAGCAGCUGGACUUCAUUCCUAUCCGAUAAUAAGACAUUGGAUCUUGCCGCUGGCACGCACCAUACUCUUCAGCUACAGGCGGAUGUUCAUUCAACGGCAUUCUUACGCUGGUCUUUCCAAGCAGCCAAAGCCUCACAGAUCCGGUUCAAGAUAACCUACUCUGAAGGAUAUGAACUCAAGCCUCGGUCAUAUCCCUUCUUCCGGACCAAAGCUGAUCGCCUGGAUACCAAGGAUUCCUACCUUAUCGGUCCUUACGAUGACGUUACCAUCGAUAUCCCUGCAUCGCAGACUGUCACUUACGAGCCAUUCUGGUUCCGCACGUUCCGAGUUUUGCAGCUUGAAGUGACAGUAGGUCCCGAGCCUGUUCAGCUUCUUUCUUUCGAAGCAGACCAGGUCAACUAUCCGCUAGCCGUCAAGGCAUCUUGGUCACAGCCCGGGGACACCCAUAGUGGACAAAUGUGGGAUGUCUCAAUCAGGACAAUGAGAAACUGCAUGUUUGAUGGGUACUCGGAUUGUCCGUUCUACGAGCAGCUUCAAUAUUCUGGCGACUCGCGAUCCGUGGGACUCUUUCACUACCUACUCUCUGGCGACGACCGUUUGAUGCGUCAGGCCAUCACCAAUUUUGCGGCCUCAAUCACAUCCGAGGGCCUUACGCAGUCGCGAUUCCCAUCGCAUGUUCCCCAGAUAAUUGCAGGAUUCUCCUUGUACUGGGUUCUGCAAGUCUGCGACCAUCACCUGUUCUUUGGCGACAUGGCGUACAGCCGCUCUUUCUUACCUCGCAUCGAUGGAGUGUUUGAGUUUUUCGACUCACACAUUGAUGAUCUUGGGCUUGUCAGCGGGCUACCCGAGGACGUGUGGCAAUAUGUCGACUGGGUGACGGCCUGGGGAGCAACUGAUGAGCAUCCGGAUAAAGGAGUUCCCACCUCGGGCCGCAAGUCGAAUCGCCAUACAUACUUUAGCAUGCUUUACGCCUAUGUGUUGAAACAGGCUGCGCAGCUUGUGCGCCAUGUCGGUCGGCCGGGCUACGCGGACGAGUACGAGUCCCGUGCUGCUACUGUCAUAGAAGCGAUCCAGACUUACUGCUUUGACGGCCGUUUCUUUACCGACUCGACAGCCGAAAUCGCAGGUGAAGAUGCUUAUUCGCAACAUUGCCAAGUCUUUGCAAUCCUGUCUGGUGCGGCCAAGCCCGAAGAUCGUUCCCGACUCCUAACCGAGGCUUUCUCCGAUCCCCGCUUCUCCAAAUGCUCUUACGUGAUGCAGUUCUACGCUCUCCGCGCCUUUGCCCUUGCCGGAAAUGAUACCUACGAAACUUACUGGGGGCGGGUAUGGGAGCCCUGGAAGAAGAUGCUCGCCAACAACCUGUCGACAUGGGAAGAGGAUGACGUGCGCCAGCGUUCCGACUGUCACGCUUGGGGAAGUGUGCCAGUGUACGAGUUCUGCACGGAAUUAGCUGGCAUCCAGCCCCGUCUGCCAGGUUCAAAGGGCAUCUUGUUCAAACCUCGUCUCCUACUGAGCGAAUCACUUGAUGUCAGGGUCGCCCUAGGAGCGGACAAUGUCGCUGCAGUAUCUUGGAAGAGCGGGGAGGGGGGCGCAGUAGUAGUAAGACUCACUCUUGACAAGGCCAUUGAUGUGGUCAGUAAGCUCCCGAGCGGCGAGGCAAGGGAGCAUGGAUGCGUUAACUUGGUUGAACUGACAUGGAAUGGCCCCCUGAGUUGA